GCUCCACAAUCCGUAGUAUCCUGAUCCCUAUUUUUCAGUCAUUCUCGCGCCGGCUCCCUCCAAGAAAGAAAAGAGCAACGGGAAAUCUGGUCGAAGGCGAAAGAUCUCUUCGUAGGUGAACCCAAGGAAGUCAUUGACGACCAUGGCCUUAGAUCUUUUCUUUGCCAGGUAGCUACCGUCGUCGCGAUCAUACGUACAGCACCCGCACCUCACAAGUAGCUUCCUCAAUAGAGUGCUAUUAGUGGAAUCGAAUCUGACAAUGGUUUCAUCCAAGAUACUCCUCGUCCUUGCAUGUUUAAUCUCUCUGCUAUCGGUGGUAUGUGGGAAAGAUAAGACUCCCAACUUUGGCGAAUUGGGGUGUAGUGGGUGCAGCGAACCAGGUCACUUUUGUGGAAUUGAUGGCAACUGCCACAUCUUCUCUUGCCAGAACUACUAUCAAUAUGCCGACCGCAAGUUGACGGGCUAUGCCGACAACACGACCUUUCAGUGCUUUGGCUAUACCCAAGGAGACCAAGAAAACGCCCAUGGUGUUAUCUACGGAUGUGACCCUCUUUACCCCUUGGUCAAAAUGACACCCGGCAAACAGGUCACCGAGCCCUUUAACCGAAAAUGUAGUGCCGAACGAGAGGGUGGCUAUCUGUUUGAAUGCUACGAGUUCCAGCCGAGUGAAACCGCCACGGACUUUACCUUUUUCGAACGAGAAGCCGAGUCUUCCUUUCCCGACUGCAAGGGAGGCAAACAGCCCAAAUACUAUUACAUUAUUGCCAGCAGCAAUCACUACGUUGGAUUCGAGGGAUUGCAAGGGAAUCCCAUUGUGGCCGGCGGCGCCGACAUUGACGGAGAUACCCUUUGGCAAGUCAAUGAGAUGCGAAGCUUCAAGAGAGACAUUGCCAUGAUGUCCAUGUAUGCCAACGUUGUGGGAGGGCCCAGUCCUCCCUCGCAAGUAAAACCCAUUCAAGCUGGAUCGAUUGGGAAAAAUCCAUUGAGAAACCAGAGACCUGGAAAUCACGGGGGACCGCCGGAAAACGCAGCCACUUUGUCGUUCAGCGGCAGGAAUGCGGCUCUUGCCCUGGGGUUUGGUACGCUUCUCCAGUGGUUGCUUCUUUGAGGAGAGAGUACGUUACGGCAUGGAAUGGCAUUAGGUUUCACAAUGAACAAAACAAUUUCUAAGCUUAGAUAAAAGAAUUAGGAUGCAUGAUUUC
Messenger RNA from Seminavis robusta, 1202 nucleotides. The record is from the annotation of a GenBank genome assembly. Lineage: Eukaryota; Bacillariophyta; Bacillariophyceae; Naviculales; Naviculaceae.